Molecule: messenger RNA, 10940 nt
Organism: Schistosoma haematobium
Lineage: Eukaryota; Metazoa; Platyhelminthes; Trematoda; Strigeidida; Schistosomatidae
Product: Calcium/calmodulin-dependent protein kinase type II subunit gamma, variant 2
Exons: 20
Coding region: 240-758 (172 amino acids)
Biological process (GO): protein phosphorylation
Cellular component (GO): neuron projection; cytoplasm
Molecular function (GO): calmodulin binding; calcium/calmodulin-dependent protein kinase activity; ATP binding
Source: RefSeq, a predicted model, not a curated record
CCUACGUCUUAAUUUUAAAUUAAACUUAAAAGUGCUGAUAACUUUUGAAGCCUAGUCACAGUUUUUCAAAUCUUUACAUAAUGAACACCAAAAUUCGUACUCUUAAGCCGUUGUUGAUGACGCAUAAUAUCACAAUAAAGCAAAAGUAAUUUAUAUAUAACAUUGAAACCGUAUGUUCGGUCUUGGAUCUUGUUUGUUUGGACUAUAAUUGGGAGGCGUUUUUGGUUAGUUCUCUGAAGAUGGCUACUGUUCUCCCGAAGUUUUCUGAUUUGUAUAGUUUGAAAGAAGAAGUAGGGCGUGGGGCAUUCUCAAUUGUUCGGAAAUGCAUUCAGCUCUCAACAGGUUUAGAAUUUGCCGCUAAGAUCAUAAAUACAAAACGUCUGUCAACCAGAGACAUGCAGAAGUUGGAACGUGAGGCCAGAAUAUGCAGGCUCCUGAAGCACCCUAACAUAGUUCGCCUAUACGAUGACAUUCAGGACGAAGGGUUUCACUACCUCGUAUUUGAUUUGGUAACUGGUGGUGAACUCUUCGAGGACAUUGUUGCUCGAGAAUUCUACAGUGAAGCGGAUGCUAGUAACUGUAUGCAGCAAAUUAUUGAAAGUGUGAAUUAUUGUCAUCAGAAUAAUAUUGUACAUCGAGAUUUAAAGCCAGAAAAUUUGUUGCUUGCUAGUAAAUCCAAGGGGGCUGCAGUGAAACUAGCGGAUUUCGGUCUGGCGAUAGAAGUUCAGGGUGAUCAACCAGCUUGGUUUGGCUUCUGAUCUCUAUCGUACUACUGCUCAGGUUGAGUCAAAUCCAGGAAACAUCACGCCUACUUUCUUUUUUGGAUUAUUCGUGUGCCAACCAAGUCGUUACCAUUUGCAUUUCUAAAUCAUAACUAUGGCUAAAAGUCCCAUAAUACUCUGGUGUUUCCCGAAGUAAGGGCACAAUUGUUUCCCUAGGUGGAGUUGUAUUCUUGGACCAGUUGGAAAACGUUUUUGAAAGUUACUUUUACAUACUUCUCAGGUUUUGCUGGCACUCCUGGUUAUCUUUCUCCAGAGGUUUUGCGUAAAGAACCAUAUGGUAAAGCGGUAGACGUCUGGGCUUGCGGUGUUAUUCUUUACAUCCUUCUUGUUGGAUAUCCACCAUUCUGGGAUGAAGAUCAGAAUCGAUUGUACAGUCAAAUCAAAUCGGGAGCAUAUGAUUAUCCUUCACCAGAAUGGGAUACAGUUACCCCUGAAGCUAAGAAUUUAAUCAACCUAAUGCUAACAGUCAGUCCUGCAAGGCGAAUCACAGCUGCAGAAGCCCUCAAACAUCCAUGGAUUUGUCAACGAGAACGUGUCGCUUCCCUUGUGCAUCGUCAGGAGACGGUGGAGUGCUUAAAGAAAUUCAAUGCACGACGUAAAUUGAAGGGUGCUAUACUUACGACUAUGCUAGCCACACGCAAUUUUUCUAUGAAAAAGGAUGACAGUUCUGGUCGGGGUACCGUUCCAGGAAGUCAUACUUCUGUAACUAAGAAGUCUAAUGAUGGUAUUAAAGAAUCAUCUGACAGUUCUACUGCAGUAAUGGAGGACUCAGCUGAUAUAAAAACUUUCCCGCAGUAACAUAUCGAGAUGUGUACUUACCGUUAUUUGUAUUCGCAUUACGAACUAGUGGGUAUUAUUCGAAGAUAAGUUUGGUAUUUAUUAUUAUUUUAUCAUUGUUAUUAGUAGUGUAUUGCUCAUUAUUCCAUCUUUUGGUGAAUUGUCCUUUCCUUCAUUUCCUGUGGAGUCCGUUGAUUAUAUAUAGAUUGCUAAUUAGUUUUCGUAAUUCACUUCUCACUUUAGUUUGAUCAAUCCGUACAUGUUGCAGUGAAAAAUCACAUUUUUAUGGGUGGUUCAUAGUUACAAUAUUUUAUUCACGUUCAGAGUAAUAAACUUAUAUUGUUGAUGUAACCUGUAAAUUUAUUAUAAUAAUCACGUAUCCCAUAAAACUCAUGGGUAAACGUAAAGUUGAUGGCUUUUAUGUAUAUAGAUAUUUGAGCCUCGUAUGUUCAAGAUAAUUAAAACACCAAAUACGAAACUAUUUAUAUUUACUUCAUUGAUCUACCAACAUCUGCAUAUAGUCUAAGUCCCUAAAUGAUUGGUAGUUCUUCAUUUAUAUGUAAUGAUGUACCUUUUAAGAAAUCAGUGAAAUAAAAUCGAUUCAUUUUAUUCACUUAUUGUUACUUUUGACCAAGUCGACUUAGGCAAUUAAAUGUACUACUACUACCUACUACAUAUUAAGUAACUGUUUGGUUGUAUUCAGAAAAUUGAGUCUGUAUGUGCACAAAAACCCUGCUAUAAUAUUUAUUAUUUAACGUUACUAGAGAAUCGCUUAUGAAUUCAUGUAUAAUCAACGGUAAAUGUGAUGUGAUUCAAUAAAUCAAAUCAUCUAAUGACUGAAUUACAUUUAGAUUUUAAAAAAAUUCAAUUAAAUAAAUCUCAAUUGUUCUCAGUCCAAAUAACUACUCUGUGUAAGAAACUUAGAAAAUUUUUGUUUUUUGAAGGCAUUUUUAAACAGAUCAGCGUCAAUAUUUGUUUUUACUGUUCUAGAAAUCGAUUACUUGUAGAAGUGUAAAAUUAUCUGAUUUACUCACUUCUUUCUAAAUUCUUAAUUGUGUCUCAUCAUUUGUAAUUCUACUAACUAUGCUUACUAUUCACCUUGUUUGUCAUAUGAGCUAUUAGUUAAAACAGAUACAUGAUUUUGUCUCUAGAUUAUUUAUACUUCAAUUUUAUAUAUAAUUUUCGGCUGGAAUUUUACACUGUUUGUCCUAGUGCCAGCUCUAAUAAACAUCUCACUUGUCUGCUUUCCAACUGUAACUUAUUGACUUAAAAUAAAUACCUUUGGUUGUUAGGUCUAUGGUGUAUUAAUUACCCACUCAAUAUAGUUUCAACAGUCUUAAUGAUUUAAGAGAUGAUAAUCAAAUAUAAAUUUAAAGUUUACAUCACGUACUAAUCUUAGUUAGUAAACCAUAUAGAACUACGAAACACUGGACAGAUGUUUCGUCCUAAUAUGAGACUCAGUGGUGCGUAUCCACGGACUUUCACGACAUCGAGCCCAAUACUUUCGGUCUCGCCGUUAACAGUUAACUACUAAACCACUAAACAGGCAUCCAAUUAUGUACAUAUCAAAUUUGAAUAAAAUCCCUGUUUUAAAGACUAUUCCCUUCUACUCGUAGAAUAUAUUAACUCAAUCAUGUUGAACUACGUAAAGUAUAAUGAUGCAAAAGAUCAAAGAGGCUUUUUUAAACAAUUUUCCUGUCAUUUUCAUUUCUUAUGUGUUAACGUUUACAGUUGAGCAAAUGCUUCCUCUAAAACAAUUCUUUUCAUACACUUAGAAUGAUUUUUAUCUGAAUUUAAAAUUUAUUCAGUUUUGUUUAUUAUGCGAUUCACUAACUGUAGAAUGUUUUAUAUGUAAUGAUUUAACAAUCCGAAUGCAGCAAUCUCAUGCUCUAAUAAUCCCUAGUAUAUUAAUUACACAUGUUUCACACCUAACAUUCAAUAUUGUUGUUAAAGGCUCCACUUAACUCACUUUUAGUAGCAUCCCAAGCGUAGAUAAUGGACUCCUUAAUCAAUCGUAUGCAUUUUGCUUAUAAAUAAUCAAGCUCUCUGAGAACAAAACUCCAUCAAAAUCAAGCUCUCUAUGUUCACUUACCACAUAUUCCAGUCAGUUUAACAAGUCUCUUGAUAUCCACAACUUAAGAGCAUUAUUAUUCAACUUUUGACAAUGAUGUAUUCUGCACAGCUUUAGUCUUUUCACUAUGUACGGUUAGCUGAUUAGGCGUUAGAAACCCAUAUAGUUACUCAAUCGAAUAGCAAAACAUAACAAUUAGUCUAACAUAGAUUUCUCACAAAUUCGCGUACCUAAAAUACAAAUACUUUUCCAACUGUUGCGUCAUCGAAAUUCCCAGUGUACAAUCUUUUAACAACCCUCAACAAAUAGCAGCUGAUGAAACUUCCAGUUUUUAAUUCUUUUUUACGAAAACUUUCACACCUCACUCGUAUCUUCCCCAUACUUAAUUUGAAUCUUCAUAUCAAUAGAACAUGUUUAAUUGACCUGUUAAUACAAGCUGUGGUGAUUUACUUGUAUUUUGCAAAUCAUUUUCUUAAUCUUAAUACUUCUCCGCAUUUCAUGUACCCAUCAUAACUUCUUGAUACGUUUUCGUCUUUACUUCGACAUUUUCUAAGUUUCUGUAAAAAUUCUUUUCAUUCCUAUGAAACAUCGAAUUUAUACGGACAAUUUUCAAAUGUAAUCUGAGUUCAUCUCAUUUUUCUUAAAAGACUUAAAGAUAAUGUGGUUACUUUUAAAUGUGCACGUUCGUUUUUGUCGAUUUGAUUGAUGUUUUCCGUUCUUUUGAUUAUUGUCUCAUAAUAUGUGAAAGUUAUCAUAAAAGGAUAUCUUGGAUACGCUCAAUUGUAUCCCAGUGAAACAUCUGUCUGAAUAAUAUAAAAGUAUUGCGGUUCGCGAAUGUAGAAGAAUGUGUAAUUAUUACUGAGGAAUACAUUUGCUUCAUAAUUCUCCUUUCCAUUCUCCACGCCUUGCGUCUUUGUUUUUGCCUGUUUUCUAUCUAUUUAUAUUUUGAUGUUAAAUUUGUCUGUCAGCAUAGAUCUUUCCAGCUUAGAAAUUACUACUUUUAAUGUGCCCGAGUUUUGCAUUGUGUCUAUGAAAAUACGCAUGAUCCAUUACCGACUCAAUAACGAUUUAUAACCCGACUAUCGAUAUUCCACUAAUAUUUUUUAUAUGAAUAAAUAAGUGCGUAGUUUUUUCGUGUGUGUGUAUUUUUUCAUUGUUCUGACCAGCUUGCUAAAAUGUACAAAUCUAUUAUGUUUCGUAUUGUAGUUUAAUAUUGUUGCUUUUCUGCCUUACCUAAUACAUACCACGUCCAGUUAAUUAAUAUUCCAAUUUAUUUGUAGUCAACCAAACACUUUCAUUUCCACUUCAUGAUUGAUACACCGGCCAUUUGUUUUUUGGCUGUUUUCCUAAUGUUACACUUUUUCAAAAGAUUGCCUGGUAGUCUUAUAUACAUUUAUAUACAUGCUUAGCUUUGUUUCAGUUGAUGCUUUUGAAGUUUAAGUUACUGAUUUGUAAGGUUUAUAACACCUAGUGUGUCCUUGCUUAUCAAACAUUAUUAAUUCAAUAUCCCUAUGGUUUAACUGUUUUAAUUAGUCCCAUUAUUAAUUGAUUAUAAAUUUUAUCCAUAAAAAGUAACCCAUGUAUUGUAGUAUCCUUUUUUAACAAUUUUUGUUUAUAUCUAUAAAUUUAUUUAUUACUAAUAAUGAGCCCCAUAUGUCUCUAGUUUUGGGACGUUUUCGUACCAUUGAGACAACCCAGUAAAGAACUCCGAGAUAAGAUAUAAGGUAUUUGGUGAGUACGGAGAAUCUUUUGAAUGUGUCUGUAAGUCCUCGCCAACUGAGUUUCUUAGGUAUUAGCGGGAUAUAGAUUAGAUUGCGGCACUUUCCGUGCAGGACUGUUGAGGCACGCUGAUUGGCUACUUCUUGACCAGUCAGCGCUAGUAGAUACUCGGAGAAGAUUUGGUGUGUUAUGUAGAAAUUAUGAAUAUACUAACGUCUUUCUUGUUGUGAUACCGACUUGCGUUCAACCAUGUUCAUUUGGAAUAUAAUUACGUUACUGUUCAACUGUGUUCUAAUAUGGGUAGCUUGUCGAGUGAAAUAUUGUCAAUAAAUAUUCAGUAUUAGGAGUAUCUGGUACGUAGUAAGAGAAAUCCUAACCCUGGGUCAUCCGUUACGUUUACUAAAUCACGUCUUACUUCAACGUAAAACCUUGACCGGAGUGUUUCAUAUAAGGUAAGGGGCGCCAUAGUAUGACUUAACACAGUCCAAAACGUUUUUGGCUACAGGUAUGAGUUGUGUGUUGCUAAGUCCAGACCAAAUGGCUAGUAUUUACCCGACAAUCUUGGUGAGUGUUCGGAGGCAACUAUAAUUAAUCCUUUGUCUUAUGUCUCAGAAUCGUUCCAUACUUUGCGAUCCGUAAAUUCAUUCCUUCUUUUAAAAUCAUAUUUUAUUAAUUUAUUCCUUUGUAUCUAUAACGUUGCCAGUGUAUGGACUCAGUAACUGUUCAUUUUUCCUUCCUUUCUCUCGCUGAAAUAAUGUCGUGUGGUUACUUAGGUUCAUGCACAGGUUCUACACUUUUUAGUUUAGAUGACUAACAGUUCACUUUUUUUUUGAAGUGAAGAACCUCACCAAUAUUAGGAGACUGUGUACACUGACCCAAGGUAGAUACACGUAAAAUCGUGGUUCGAGAUUCCUAGUUAAUCACUCUAUUCAUUCUUUUCUCGUUAAACAGGCAAAAAGCAGGACAUCAUCCGGGCAACAGAACAACUAUUGGCUGCUGCUGCAGCUGGUGACUUCGAACUCUACCUUAAAUUUUUGGAUUCUCAAUUCACCUAUUUCGGUCCAGAAGCAUGUGGGAAUUUACUCGAAGGGGCUGAUUUCCAUAAGUUUUACUUUGAACAAAUCAUUCCGAAAUCAGUUGUUCGUGCUAUUCAUACCAGUAUACUGAACCCGACUGUACAUUUAAUGGGUGAAGAUGCAGCUUGUAUUGCCUACACAAGACUUACUCAGUUCCUAGAUAAAUGUGGUAUGCCCCAUACACAACAAACAGAAGAAACCCGUGUUUGGGUAAGACGUAAUGAUCGUGGCUGGCAGAAUGUCCAUGUACAUCGUUCUUGUUUAUCAGCAGGCUCAGGUGGUGGUGGAUUCGCAAAUAUUAGUACAACUGGAUCAGCUAGUUUCAACUAUCCACUUUAGAAUCAAAAUAAUAUUGCUCAGAUCAUGAGAGAUAUUGAAACAAGGAAGUAUAUGUAUACAUAUACUAUCAGAAAUUUUAUGCUUUAAUAUUGAAUCAAUUCCGUUUGUCUUUUUGCGUAUUUUCUUUCUUUCUUAAAAUUUCAACAUGCAAUUUAUCCAAUCAAUAAAAACCAGGUUUAUCUGAUUAAAAAUAUAAACCUAUUCAUUUUGUCGUUUCUUUGCUCAUGUUGAUAUGCACAUUAGUUUUGCAAUUCGAUUUUAUAAUGCAAAAUCUGGUUACUUAGUCGGUUAAAUGUUCACUUAUCUUAAUGGUUAACUUGUAUGUGCAAUUAAAUUCUUGCUUUAUAUCCUCGUUGAUUUAAAUUAUUUAUUCACUGAUAUUCUCUGGUGUUUUUAAGUGUGCGGUUAAAUAGCUGACAUUCCACUUUACUCAUUUGUUGUUAGUUUAUACUCAAGUAAUACGAGAUUUCUUUCUGUUAAUACUGACCUACCACUUACCCACAAGACAAAAAUAUUAAGUUGUUUCUAUGUAAAGAAUUCUGAUUGGUAUACCACUUUAUGUUUAUUGUUACAAAUGUUAAUGAUUGUUGGAACUUGUGCACGAACAAUUACUUGUAUAAUACAUCACUGAACUUAUGAAUACUUGUCUUAUCAGGCUAUAACAUCUACUUACCUGUCAAACAGGAAAAACACAAUAUCUAUGCUACUUUUAGUGCGCAUUUUGCAACUUAUGAUCUACGUUCAUUCUCUUCUCACUUUUUGCCCCUCUUCGUAUCUCAGUCCACUUGAUAUUUAGUUUUUUUUGAUUUCCUGAGUAUUCUUCCUGGACUAUCUCAUGAUUUUUUGUCCAUGGCUUGUUUUAAAAAGAAUAAAGUCCAUGCAAAAAAUCUUCAGUUUACAUAGUCCACACUUUUACCAUUAUUCGUUAUCGACUGUGAUGCUUUCCUUGUGUUCUGUAUUUUUGUUUAUCUUCAAUUAACUUAUGAAUAGUACGGACUGAUUAUAAUUUCGUAAAUGUUAUUCGUACAUUUGAUUCCUUCCACUUCAAAUUGCUUAUUUUUGAUUUCUACAUUGUCUGUUUUAUUAUGCUUUUCUUUCAAUUAUUGCUACAUACUAUGCUUUCCAAAUAAGCAUGCAUGUCUUUCACUGCUUCGUACUUAUUAAAUUUAAUAAUAUUUAUCAUUAUCGUUAUUUCGUCGUGGUAAAAUUUUAACUUUUUCCGUACGAUUGUUUGUCAAGCCUAAUUUAUUUAAUCAUCGUUGUGGUCUGGACAAAUAAUUUAUUUCGAAUUAUUAUAUCUUGUUCCUGUUAUCUGUCUUUUAGAUUCUUAAACUUUUGUAUUUGUACCUGUCAUAAUGAAUAUCCUAUAAUCUUCCCUAUAAAAGUAAUUAACUACUUAUAUUUAUUUCAGUGGAAAUUAUGAUAUUUAGGAUUUCUAUGUCUUACUUUCUUGGUUUAUAUGGGUUCGAAUGUACAUGAGUUACGUUCGUGAACCUUUUUCCACCAAAAUAAAUUGAAGAUAUAAGUGUUCAGCGUUCAACAAGAGACAGUAUUCGUGAUAUUAUUUUAACUUUCCUAGUCAAUUUGUCAGCAUCUUUCGUUUGAAGUAACAAACCUUCACAUAUUUAUUUCUGUUCUUAUAUCUACAUUCAGUUUUUACUGUAUGCUUCCAUUAAACUUAAAAAAAAUUCAAUACAUCUGUUUUUUGACCUUUAUAUAUUUUUCUUUAUUCUAAGAAUAUAUUAUUUUAUUCUAAAAACAGUUGCACAUUUACUGUGUUACUACGAAGGAAAACAUCACUUUCCCUAAUUAUACGUAUGUACUUGUGUUUAUAAUAAACUUAUGUGUAACAAAGAAUCGGCCAGUAAGCUAAAUCCAAUGCUUUAUAUUGUUCGACGACCACUACAGUGGUGUAUUAAUCAUUGAAUAUAAUCUUCUGUUUUAUAGGCGCCUACUUGUAACCGAGUCUGUUUUCCCUUAAUGUUCCUCUCUAAUUAAAUGUUGGUUUGCUUUCUAAGCCGAUAAAAAUAGUGAUUUCAGUGUGAAGUCUUUUCUCGGUGAUGCUAUGUGUACCUGUUACAUUUGUUUGUCUGCUUUUCUGAUUAUUUACUUGUUGUUCCGUUGUUGUUAUUUUGUUUCCUACAAAAAAAGGUCAAAACAGGUUCACUAACGGAUCUUUUAUGUUUCUUGUAUUUUCUGUUGUUAAGUAUUAUUUGAUUAGGAAGAUUAACCAUGACUGAAAAUAUUAUAUUUAAAAAACUUACCUGCAACAAUUUAUCUGUAACCUCGUAUUUGUUUGGUUGUUUUCUCGUUAUUUAUUAUUGUUUAUUCCUCAACCUGUUUAUUUCAUUCAUUUUGCUCACACACACCUACCCAGCUUACAUGUCGACUAGCUGGUGAAAAAGCCAGAAAUACAAGGUUACUCUUAAUAUGGAGUUUAUUUUUAAUGGGGAACUAAUUGGAAAACUUGGGAAUAAUUCAUUUGAUUAUGGCCGUUACUGCUGCCUAUUUUUGUUUAAACCAUUCAUUGUGAAGGCUCAAACUGAGUUUGUCAGUAAGUUAGCUUAUACAGUAUUAUUAGACUAAUCUCACUAAAAAUUCAAGUUAAAUAUGUCUUCUUUAUACAAAACUGAUGUUAGAAUCAAAGUUUAUUUUCUACUCACUAAUUAGGGAAUUUCCUUGAUUUAGAUAUAAAAUUAACCAUGAAGUUUAUUUUAUCAUAUAAUCGUUGAUAAGUCGCGAUAUAACAUGUGAUUUAUUCAUCUAUUUGAUUAUCCGUAUUCUGCAGCAGUCAAUUAAGAAUACAUAAAAGCUGAAAUAUGUUUUCAAAUAGUAGUUAUCACUCCGAAGAAAACUAAACCAAACUCGUGUCUAGUCUGUUAAGUUCCCUGUUCUGAGUAGUUCAUUGUUUACAAAGUUGAUAAAAUUUAGUUAGGUAACUGCUUUCGUAUUGAAAGCACUGCAGUUUGAUUGUCUUAUAGGGUUAUGGUGUCAUAAGUUUGAUUGCUUCAUUCUGCUAAGGAUCACAUCUCGAUGUAGCCACAGUAUUGAUAGUUAGCGCAUGAUAGAUGUUUGUAUUGAUCCAACUUCUUUAGAUCCUUAAACAAUAUGUCAAGAAGUAUCUUUAAAUAAUGUUAUCACUCAAAAUACGAACUAGUAAUACUGAAGGUUUCUAAACUAACAUCCUUCGUAAGAGAUAAACGAGACUAUUUUCAAAGUGUUGAACUCUAUUAGCAUGGAUUCAAAAGUGAUCGCAUCACUAUUAAGCUUAAUUCUCGUCAAAUCCAUCUUAUUCUGAUGCUAUAUUUAAUAUUAGCACUGCUCAUGCACAUUCGUUGCAUUUCACUAUUUAUUCAAACUUCGAAAUAUUAAUCAAAUUAUAAAUAAGGGUCUUAAGGUAUAUUUUAUCACAAAUGUAUAAUAUCGUUUGUCCUGAUUCUGACACAUUGAGGAAAAAUCAAGUUGUUUACCAGCAUUGAUUACGAAAUGUUUCGAAUAAAACUGUUAUACUUCCAAUCUACGCUCCGACCAAUGCUAAACGAUAGUGAAGACUACCGAUUUUCUCAUUAUUUGUCUGCAUACAACAAGUAGUCCAGAAAUGAAAAUAUAAUCUUUUUCUGAAAUAAAUAUGAAUCCCACUGAAUGAUCGACUUUCUAAAUGGCUGUCUACAUAUAAUUAACGUAUGAAAAGAAAAGCGUCUUUUGUGAAAAAUUUGUGGUUUGGUGACCCAUUACAUAGAAUGUUGAAAUGAAUUUUUAUCCCUAAUUACCUCACACUAAACACAUUUUAGCAUAAAUUUAUUUUUACUGUUCCGUGAAUGUAAGUCUUUCAUGCAAUUCUGGAGCAGCUUGUAUUUUAUAUUCACCCAAACGAAAUCAAAUGAAAUUUUUAUAAAAUUAAUUUGUAUUUAACAGAUUUCAUCUAAAAUUCCAGAAAAUAGGUCAAAUUUGUGUAUAUCUUGUCAGGUGGAAGAUUUAUUAUAUUGCACUAUACAUGGUGGCAAGAAUAUCCGACGAAAUAAAUAUAUAAGAAAUCAUAAACAGACUUGUACCACCAAUAAAAAAACCUAUUGACCAUCUGGUGCGCGACAUUUGAUCCCGAUUAAACUAGUUUCAUAUGAAAAAACGUUUGCUUAUAUUAGACAAUACGAUUGGCGGCCUAUAUUUAUUUCACUA